CACAAGAGAGAAAGAACAGCAGAAGAAAACAAUGCUAAACAAAACAAACAAAUAAAAUGGGUUCGGAAGAAGGAGUCUUUAAAUGGACUGAUGCCAACACGGCAGAUCUGAUUGUGUGGAGAGUCAGAAACAACGGUCUGUUUACAGGCAGAAGAAAUGCAGCCAUUAAAGCCUUUGAGCUGUAUGUGAAAGAGAAACAGCUGGAAGGAAAAGUGACCCCUGCAUGGGUUCGAAAGAAGUGGGAGAAUCUAAAACAAAAGUAUAAGGACCUCAAAAGCCUCAGUAUGGUGGGAGGAGACACAGCAAUUGCAACCUGGAAGUGGUAUGCAAUCAUGGAUGGUGCACUGAGUGGCGAGAUCCCCCUCAACCAUUUCAUCAAGCCGGACCAAGUGUCCUCGUUUGCUCAGGACGCUCCUCCCAUCAAGCAGAGAAAGGAAGAGGAUUGGUUGAUAAUCCUGCGGGAGAUGGAAAGGAGACAGGAGGAACGAGAGAGGCAAGCGGUGGAGUGGGAGGAUGAGCGAGACAGACGGGCUGCAGCGAGAGAAGAAGAGCGAGACCGACGGGCUGCAGAGAGAGAGGUGGAAAGAGAUCGAAGGGCUGUAGAGAGAGAAGAAAUGAGAGAGGGACAGGCGCUGGAGAGGGAGGAGAGGAGGGAACGGGAAAUGUUUGCCAGAGAGGACCGGUGGGAGAAAGAGAUGCUGGCUAGAGAAGAACGGCAGGAAAGGGAAUGGAGAGAAAGAGAGGAGAGGAGAGAAAGAGAAGCUGAUGCUAGAGAUGAAAGGCUCUUUAAAGUCCUCGAGACAUUUGUGGCCAACAAGUAAAACUUACUGAUAGUUACAUUCCAAGAAUUGCCUAUUUUCUGCUAAUAAAUUGUUUUGCAUUGCC
Molecule: messenger RNA, 885 nt
Organism: Rhinichthys klamathensis goyatoka
Lineage: Eukaryota; Metazoa; Chordata; Actinopteri; Cypriniformes; Leuciscidae
Exons: 4
Coding region: 57-821 (254 amino acids)
Source: RefSeq, a predicted model, not a curated record